AUGAGCUCGUCGCAAGUUCCGACAAGUCCACCUAACGAAGAGGAUUCUGCAAGGACCAUAGUCUACGAUCCGAACGAUCCCUUCUGGCGCGACACUGAUGAUGAUGACGACAUGGACUUUGUGCCGGCAGAAACGGGCAGUGAGAAUGCGGACGAUGGGGAAGCCGAGUUGAGCUUUCAUGACGCUGCCGAACGACUGGGUAAUCUCAACGGGGUCGAGAUCGCAUUCGAGUAUACCGACGAUAACGAGGAAGAAGAAGACGAGGACGAUGAGGAUGAAGAGGAGGACGAAGACGAAGGGGAAGAGACAGAAGAAGGCGAGACACAUAUGCAUGGACGACCCAUAAUCCUUGGCCGCGACGAGAUCCUGCGGUUACUUGGGCAUGCGGGAUUGGGACGGAUAUUCGCCGCUGGAUUUAGCCCACGGUCCGCACUUCAGCGGCGCACAUUCAACGACGAUGAUGAAGAAGAAGAUGAUGAGGACGACGACGACGACGACAGCGACCCGGGUACUGGUUAUGACCCUGUCGGCCCUGCAGGGACAUCUGGCAGAAGGCGGCGACCACGCGGCGCAAACUUGUUUGAGAAGGUGCCUAGCGAACAAGGACAGGAAUUGAUGCAGACGGGGACCUUUGGGUCAAACGUACGAAAUGUGGACACAAUUAAGAAAAAGAAGAAAUUAGCCAGUGCCAUCAUGCGACGAGAGUUGGGCAUCGGUAGUGAUGGGCGGCAGAAGAACGCAACAAGGCUUAUGAAGCAGGACAUGAUACCAGAAUCAGCGGCCGACACCAUCAUACAUUACAAUGCGCGAUGCUAUUCUGGACAGUUUUCCGACGACGGCAACUUCUUCUUCUCUUGUGCGCAGGACUUCAAAGUGCGCAUGUACGAUACGUCAAACCCAUACGACUGGAAAUACUACAAGAUAUGGUCGAUACGCUUCUCUGGUGAUGGCCGUGAAAUUGUAGCAGGAACAGGAGACAACUCCGUCUACGUUUACGACAUUGAGCGACGUCAAUCAGUGCUCCGUAUACGAGGCCACCAAGAUGAUGUAAAUGCGGUCUGUUUCGGUGACACUCAAUCGCCACAUAUUCUAUACUCGGGCUCGGACGACACAACGCUUAAGGUCUGGGACCGAAGAAGUAUGGGUGAUGGCCGAGAAGCUGGUGUUUUCCUAGGCCACACUGAAGGUUUAACCUACGUCGACAGUAAAGGAGACGGGCGAUACGUGCUCAGCAAUGGAAAAGACCAAACUGCAAAGUUAUGGGAUCUGAGGAAGAUGAUGUCCAAAGAGAAGGCUGACACGAUUGAUCCGAAUAAAUACACGACGCGCUUUGAGUAUCGAUCCAACGCUUACGACCCUAAGGACUAUAGCCCACAUCCUUACGACUGCUCGCUUGUUACUUUCCGUGGCCACAAGGUAUUAAAGACGCUUAUUAGAUGUCAUUUCUCGCCCCCUGGUAGUACCGACUCCCGCUACGUCUAUUCUGGUAGCUAUGACGGUUCGGUUCAUAUUUGGAACAUGGAUGCAACGCAUGCCGGUAAAGUGAAUGUCCUAAAAGCGACGAGGAAUUCGCGGCCACGCGAUCCAGACUUCCUUGCUGGAACCUAUGAUUAUUGGGGUAGGAACGAGGGCCGAUGGAUGACUUGUGUCCGAGACGCGAGCUGGCACCCCAAUGCGCCUGUGAUUGCUGCGACGUCAUGGAACGGAUGGGGCACCUCACAAGGGACAUGCACAGUUCACACAUGGAACGAUGGCGUUGAGGACGACGAGGCAACGCCGGAAGUCGGUCGACGGGUCAAUGCGCAACUACAGCAUGACGAGCGGUUGUACAGGAGACACCCAACGUGGUACGAAGACAUGAUGGAAGAUGAUUGA
This is a messenger RNA of Pyrenophora tritici-repentis Pt-1C-BFP, 1875 nucleotides long. The record is from RefSeq and is a predicted model, not a curated record. NCBI's taxonomy places the organism in Eukaryota, Fungi, Ascomycota, Dothideomycetes, Pleosporales, Pleosporaceae.